AAUGAUCACUUAUUUAAGAAGCCCACUAUAUCUUUAAGUGGACCGAAUAUAUAUAUAUAUAUCUUGAGUUUUUGCAUGAGUUUUUAAUCUUUUACUUGGGGCAGUAGAAUUGACACAUUACAUGAUCAUCAGUAGUUAGUUUUAAUGCAUGAUAGGGGUACUUCCACGUCUUCUUCUUCCUGCCAGUUUCCCCUAUAAAUUUUAGCCAUUCUCGCCCUUUCGAUCACACACGAAGCAGCUUAACUCUUCACCCAACACACAACUCAAAAUCCCAUCUUCUCACCAAGAGUAGCAGGCGACAGUUCGUAGCUCAAAAUCACAGCCCUCAAAAUUUACUUCAUAACAGAACUCCUCAUUAAGGUCCACUUGAUAGAAGGUUUUAGCACUGAUUUUACAAGGCAAGAGAAUUUGUGCAUCUUUUAUCUACAGGCUUGUCCUAACGAGAAUGGCAGGAAGAGGACCUAAUCCUGAAGAACAUGUGCCACGAGUUAUACCAGAACGUAGUGUGGAAGAGAGGUUUCGCAAGCAUAAUCCACCAACUUUUGAUGGCCUUGGUGAUCCUCUGGAUGCCGAGAGAUGGGUAAGAGCUACUGAAAGAAUACUCAACCAUGUUGGCUGUGGGGAUAGGGAGAAACUCACAUGCGCAAUUUUCCAACUCGUUGAUGAGGCCGAAUUCUGGUGGGAAUCGGUGCAACGAACUUUGACCCCCGAGCAAUGGGAGGCGUACACGUGGAAUGAUUUUAAAGAAAGAUUGUAUGAAAAAUAUAUCCCUGGAUGCUAUAGAAAGAAGAAACAAGAUGAGUUUUGGAAUUUACGACAAGGAAAUAUGACGGUCACUGAGUACGAUCGAAUGUUUAACCAGCUCUCGCGAUAUGCUCCGCAUCUAGUUGACACGGACGAGAAAUGUGCAGAAAAGUUUCGACAAGGUCUACGGCUUGAGAUAGCCGUUCCACUAGCCAGUCAGGGAGCAUUAACAUAUGCUCAAUCUUUGAGCAGGGCCCUAAACAUCGAAGCAAUACUACCAAAGGAAAAAGAAAAUGUGUCAGCACAAGCACCGACCCAAAACUAUGGAAAAAUGAAACGUAAAUGGGAAGGCGGAAAUGAAGGGAACCCAGGAAAAAUGAAGCAACCAUGGAGAGGAACUCAGCAACAACAAGGACAGGCUGAAGGAAAGCCUUUAUGUCCAACAUGUCAGAAAAAUCACUAUGGUGAAUGUAAGAUAGGCUCCAACGACUGCUUUAGGUGCAAGCAACCAGGGCAUUUUGCCAGAGACUGCCCAAACAAUAACAGGAACAUGGGAAUUCCACAACCUCAGAACCUUGCCCCUCAAAGGCCGAAUCAAGUACUAAUUGGUAACGAGCGGCCAAAUCAGAGACAGCCUGCACGUGCUAGGGCUUAUGCUCUUAACCAACAACAAGCAGUUGAAGCACCUGAAUAUUUAGAAGGUUGAGCGGCAGAUGGUGACGUGCGAAGCUGAGGGAGGGUGUUGCUGUAUUCCCAAAUGAAUGUCAAGAAUAAAUUCCGCUGCCAUAAUAUUCACUUAGGUGGAUAUCUUUUGAGAUUGACUCUUUAAAUAUUCUUAGCCUAAUUAUUAUGAACUCUUUUGGCAAUCGCAUUUCUAGCAACUGAACCUCGCAUAUAUGUAUGUCUAGUUUGAAGUGUUAUCUUGUUGUCUCAGACCUCCGAACUUUUGAUCCUGGUUGGGAGAAUUUCUAUCUAAGUUGUCGUAUUUAUUAUCCUU
This is a messenger RNA of Salvia miltiorrhiza (redroot sage), 1741 nucleotides long. RefSeq lists its product as uncharacterized. Lineage: Eukaryota; Viridiplantae; Streptophyta; Magnoliopsida; Lamiales; Lamiaceae. The transcript has 4 exons. Gene Ontology annotation, molecular function: nucleic acid binding; zinc ion binding. The coding region runs from base 446 to 1450 and encodes 334 amino acids. The record is from RefSeq and is a predicted model, not a curated record.